AUGGAUGAAAUGUGCCAAUACAUUAGCAAUUUGAAGUUGGCUGAUGUUCCAGUAACUCAGUCCCCUAAAAAAACAGGUUUUCUAGGAUUUCUGAUAAGCGUCACUACUUUGAGGCAAUAUUAUUCAAAAUUUGUUGAAAAAUCAGAAUUAGAAGGCAAAGAGGUAGACUCGGAACAAUUAAAGUAUAUUUUAACUAACAAAUUUUCUCAAGAUCAUCUAGAGCAUUUUUUCGGAGCUAUAAGAGCUAAGGGUGGAUUUAAUAAUUACCCUUCAGCCAGACAUUUUGAAGCGGCUUAUAAGCGCCUCCUUAUACAUACAGAGGUCACAGGACCAGAAUCUGGUAAUGUGUCCAUCAAAGAUCUCACCAUUCUGACUUGUGGGAGUGGACAUCAGGUUACAAUGGAUGAUAGUGGCAAUGAUUUGAAAAGUAGUGAAACCUAUUUGGAUUUUGAAAAAAAAAUUAUGAAUGAUAUUGCUACUUAUAAGUUUUAUUCAUCACAAGCCUGGAAUUUAACAGAUUAUGUUGAAGAUGUAGUUGGCUAUAUUUCAGGCUAUGUGGUGAGAAGUUUUCUGAAAUGCAUAACUUGCAGUCAAUGUACUAAGGUACUCGAAGGUGAUAAUGUCAAAUAUUUACAAAAAAGAAAAAAAUAUAGAGCAUUAACUACUCCCUCAGACAUAAUACUCCAAAUUUGUGUAGCUGCCGAAAAGUAUUUCAGAUUUUUUCAUAAACCUAGAGACAUAUUUAAUAAACAUGUGCCAAAUCUUCCUGCUAUUUUGAUUAAAAACACAAUGGAAACUAUAUAG
Molecule: messenger RNA, 804 nt
Organism: Acanthoscelides obtectus
Lineage: Eukaryota; Metazoa; Arthropoda; Insecta; Coleoptera; Chrysomelidae
Source: the annotation of a GenBank genome assembly